UAAUACUCAAAGAGAUGAUGACCAACCCUACAGAACUGCAUAUCACUUCCAACCUCCCAAGAAUUGGAUGAAUGAUAGCAACUCUUACAAUCACACUACUUUAUUCAUCAUUUUAUAAAAUUUGCAUUUCUUUAACUUUUGCCUAAUCUUCUUCAUCUUUUUUGGAACAUGCCUUGUCUUGACAUCUUUGGAAUCUCAGAUCCUAAUGGGCCAAUGAUAUACAAAGGAAUCUACCACUUAUUCUACCAAUACAACCCCACAGGAGCAGUGCCAGGAAACAUAGUUUGGGCACACUCCACAUCAAGGGAUCUCAUCAACUGGACACCUCACCCCCUGGCUCUCUCCCGGGACACCCCACACGACACCAACGGUUGCUGGUCAGGCUCAGCCACGCUCCUCCCCAAUGGCGAACCGGUCCUUGUCUACACAGGUGUCAACACACACAACCAACAAGUACAAAAUCUUGCAAUCCCAAAAAAUCCCUCUGAUCCAAACCUCAUAGAGUGGUUCAAGCCACCGUACAAUCCUGUCAUCGCGCCAACGCAGCAGAACAUGAUCAACGCCACCUCGUUCAGGGACCCCACCACGGCCUGGCUGGGCCGUGAUGGGCUCUGGAGGUUGAUAGUUGGCAACAAAAUAGGCCAAAAUGGGAGAAUGCUUAUGUUUAUGAGUAGGGAUUUUGUGCACUGGUUUCAAAGUAGGCAGCCAUUGUACUCAAGGAGGGAUACCGGCAUGUGGGAGUGCCCAGAUUUCUACCCUGUCUCGACUGAAGGCGAGGGUGGGGUCGAGACAUCCGCGGUCGGGAGAGGGGUGAAGCAUGUGCUGAAAGCUAGCAUGAAUGAUGGAUUCUUUGACACUUAUGCUAUUGGGAGUUAUGAUGUUGGGAGGGAUGUGUUUGUUCCGGAGAGAGGCUCGUUGAGGCUCGACUCGGAGAUGAGAUAUGAUCAUGGGAAGUUCUAUGCUUCAAAGACCUUCUUUGAUAGCUCAAUGAAGAGGAGGGUCUUGUGGGGUUGGAUCAAUGAAUCUACUGAUGCUGCCACUGAUACCAGCAAGGGCUGGUCUGGCCUUCAGGCAAUUCCUAGGAAGAUUUGGCUUCACAAAUCAGGAAAGCAAUUGGUGCAAUGGCCAGUUAAGGAAAUUGAAAAGUUGAGAGAAGGGAGAGUGAUAUUUCCCACCAAAGAGCUAAAAGGAGGAUCAGUUCUUUAA
Messenger RNA from Salvia splendens (bonfire salvia), 1206 nucleotides. RefSeq names its product beta-fructofuranosidase, insoluble isoenzyme CWINV1. The transcript is spliced from 3 exons. Gene Ontology annotation, biological process: carbohydrate metabolic process. NCBI's taxonomy places the organism in Eukaryota, Viridiplantae, Streptophyta, Magnoliopsida, Lamiales, Lamiaceae. Gene Ontology annotation, molecular function: hydrolase activity, hydrolyzing O-glycosyl compounds. The record is from RefSeq and is a predicted model, not a curated record. Bases 169 to 1206 code for a protein of 345 amino acids.